Messenger RNA from Babesia bovis T2Bo, 1167 nucleotides. RefSeq names its product Acetyltransferase (GNAT) family protein. The record is from RefSeq and is a predicted model, not a curated record. The coding region runs from base 24 to 437 and encodes 137 amino acids. Lineage: Eukaryota; Apicomplexa; Aconoidasida; Piroplasmida; Babesiidae. Gene Ontology annotation, molecular function: protein-N-terminal amino-acid acetyltransferase activity. Gene Ontology annotation, cellular component: NatA complex; NatB complex. The transcript is spliced from 2 exons. Gene Ontology annotation, biological process: N-terminal peptidyl-methionine acetylation.
AUCUAGUUGUGAUCAUACUGUCCAUGUGCUUAUAUUGCAUUUAUAUACUAUUGUACCGGUUAUUGUCCAUUGGAAUCCUUGUGUUUGUUUUAGGAUUAAUUCAUCUAUUUGGUUACACAUUGAGUUAUUCUUUGUCAGGAUGCACGGAGAUUGAUAAUAACGUUGUAUAUGGCCACGUCUCGUCACUGAUUGUAUUACCGCAGUUUAGGCGGCGUAAGUUUGCUACAGAGCUUAUGUUGGAAUUUGAGCGUGUCUGCCGAGAGGAAUUGAAUUGCGCUUAUGUAAACUUUUUUGUGAAUCCGUUAAACGAAGUUGCCUUAUCUCUCUACAACAAGUUGGGAUACCAAGUACACUGCACGUUGCCGAAGUACUACAACAGCACUGACGACGCAUAUGAGAUGAGAAAAUCACUUAUAAGUCCGACUGAACCGUUAUAGAAGAUGCGUGACGAAAUCGAGGUUAAACAGUCUGCUGUAAAGCGACUUGUUCGUGAAUUUAGUUUUCACAAGGACGAGUUAGCUGCACUUCGCGAUGCAUUGGCAAAGGCUACUGAUGAGUUUGAGGGCAAGAAGUUCAAGCUCAUGAUAUCUGAGAGUAUAACUGUCAUGCGAUCAACUCGUGACAAGCUUGCUGAGUACGUUCGUGACCUUCGCGAGUCUGGCGUGGAAGUUUCCAGUGAUGCCAUGGAGGUAAUCUCUACUGAGCUCUAAUUACUUUCUAUAUCGGCAGGUGUCCUACUGAUGUAACGUCAUUUUUCCAUUGAUUCAUUCCCAGGACGUCCUCUAUAAGGCAUGUAUUUAUUACCUGAAGUGUCGAGUCGAAGUUGAAUGCUUGUUGCACUCGAUAUUUACGUCUAACUUUGGUGGCGCACUUCGGUCCGGCGUAGAAGACAUCCUUUGUUGCGAUAGUGCUGCAGUCACAUACUAUUUGGGCGUAUUUACCGGACCCCUUUCCAACUCGGCAUGUUGAUCCGUUAAGGCAGUAAGUCAAGGCAGCGCUGUCUGCAGCCAGUACAGUCUUGCAUUCUGGCAGGUCACUGAGAUCAUCUUCUUGUGACAGUUCUUCCAAUGGCUGUUCCUCAGCGACCGUUCUGUGCCUGGCAAAUAGCCAGGACAGCGCCACAAAAACUGCAAAUCGAUACACUAGCAUAGAUUUGACAUUGUACUG